Molecule: messenger RNA, 4955 nt
Organism: Nelumbo nucifera (sacred lotus)
Lineage: Eukaryota; Viridiplantae; Streptophyta; Magnoliopsida; Proteales; Nelumbonaceae
Product: phosphoglucan, water dikinase
Biological process (GO): phosphorylation
Molecular function (GO): ATP binding; kinase activity
Source: RefSeq, a predicted model, not a curated record
AUUCCAUUUAAAGUCGAAAAGUCAUACCCGAUCUUUUUCAAGGAGCUCAGUUAGAUUCAUCUAAUUUUGUCUCGGUGAAGAUUAUCAAAGUUUCCAUGGUAGGUCGGGAAUCCACAGAGGCCUAACAUUAUUGCAAACGACGAUGGUGCCAUUGCUCAUGGAAUAUUGACACUAAAUAUAAUUUUCCUUAAUGAACCGACCACCAUAUUAAAGUUGUAGUUCCAAUACAAUUUCUUACUAACGAUAUAUUCUUUUUCUCAAAUGAAAAAUAUGAAUGCAUGACAUUUAAUCAUUUACCAUCGAAGAAUAUGAAACUAAUAGGAGACAAAUUUAAAGUGUCUUAUAAUAGUAAAUGAUUGUCAGGGUCGAAAAUUGCAGUCAUAAGAAAUUAUUGCACUUAAGGUGGCAAAUUGAUCAAUUUGUAAAAGUUGUUUGUGGGUUGAUUGGUUGAAUAAUCGGAUAGUCCUUGGUUAUUUGUUUGUUCUGUUUUUGGACUGAGCUCGAGUGAAUUAAGGAGACGUGUUCAAUCAUGAUUUUGAUGCUCCAAACAAAGUUUAACAUACUAACACGAGGUGGUUGCUUUAUUUUCCUUGUGCAAACCAUGUUGGCACAUUCAACUUUAAUGAGCCCGUAGUUUGAGAAGUUGGACCGUAGAAGUCGCGUGUAUAUAAAUAGUAUAACAGCUGCAACAUUAUGGUCUUACAUUUGGAAUUUGGACUGUAGUAAGCAGUUGCAAUGGCAUCUUCAAAAUCUACCAAUGGUUCACAAACACCUCUAGUUUAUCAUUUUGAACUUGGGGAGGGAAUGCAGCUCCAGGUUAAUGUGUCUGGAUCUUCAAGUGGAUGCAAUGCAAAAAUUGAGCUUCAACUUAAAAAUUGUUCAAGAACAUGGAUUCUUCAUUGGGGUGGCCUUUAUCGUGGACAUAUGAAUUGGGCCAUUCCAGCUGAUCGGCCUUCUGGAACGAGAAUCUAUAAGCAAACUGCACUGCAGACACCAUUGGUGAAGAAGGGAGAAAUAUAUUCGAUCAUCAUUGAGUUGCGGGAUCCUAAGAUACAUGCUAUUGAAUUUGUUCUGAAAGAUGAAAGGCAUGAUAGAUGGUUAAAACUAAACAAAGGGAAUUUCCGAAUUGAAAUACCUGAGGUUGCAUUAAGUGCUUCUCCCCUAUCUUCUAUACCAAGGGAGUUGGUAGAACGCAAGGCAUAUUUACUUUGGGAAAGCAAGGGAAAGCCAAGAAACUCACUGCAACAGCAAGAGCAAGACUAUGAAGAUGCUUUGAGAGAGCUUCAAAGUCAGUCAUCAAAGGGACUUUCUUUGGAUGAACUUCGAAGAAGCUUAGAGGGAGCAAGUACUAAAAGGAUCACUCAGGGAAAGGAACUAGCAGUUUUUAACAGUUCAACUUCCUCUACUCAUCCCAGAGGACAUGACAUUGACAAGUGGUUGCAAAAAUCUUAUGAGGGACAUACCAAAGGCACCAGUUUGCUGGCAUCACCUCUAUUCAAUCUUGUUGAGAAGUCUAUUGGAGGAGAUAAUUGGAUUAUGCAACAAACUUUUCAUGUUGGGAACCAUGACAUACUGGUUCUUUUGAGGAUUCUUAGGGGUGACUAUCACAUAUUGGUUGCUGUGAACAUGAAAGGUGCUAUUGUGCUUCACUGGGGUGUAUCAAAGUCAUCUUAUGGGGAGUGGCUGGCUCCUCCACCAGAUAUACUUCCUGAAAGGUCAAAGCUACUUGAUGGAGCAUGCCAGACUUAUUUUAAGGAUGUGAUAACUAGAGAAGGAUCUUUUCAGCUUGUAGAUAUUAAUCUGAAGCAAAAGGACUUUUUGGGCAUCUCAUUUGUACUUUGGUCUGGUGGUUCGUGGAUAAAAAACAAUGGAGCCAAUUUUUUUGUUGGUCUGAAACCAAUGAAUAAGGGUGAAGGUGACAGCAAAGGUAUUGUCAAGUGGUUGCUUGAUGAAAUAUCUCAGAGAGAGAAAGAUGCCCAGAGAUCCUUGAUGCACAGGUUCAAUAUUGCAGCAGAGUUAACUGAACGAUGUAAAAAUGAAGGCCAAUUGGGGCUUAUUGGUAUAUUCGUUUGGUUGAGGUUCAUGACAUCCAGGCAACUUACUUGGAAUAAAAAUUAUAAUGUGAAACCACGUGAGAUUAGUGCAGCUCAAGACAAGUUUACGGAUUUGCUGCAAAAAAUAUAUUUGAGUCAACCCAAUGAUAGAGAAAUUGUGAGACUAAUUAUGACCUGCAUUGGCCGUGGAGGUCAGGGUGAUGUUGGUCAGAGAAUCCGUGAUGAAAUACUUGUGCUUCAGAGAAACAAUGACUGCAAGAGUGGGAUGAUGGAAGAGUGGCACCAAAAAUUGCAUAAUAACAGCAGCCCAGAUGACGUAAUAAUUUGUCAGGCACUCUUGGACUAUGUAAGAAGUGACUAUAAAAUCGAUGUUUACUGGCGUACGUUAAAGGCAAAUGGCAUUACGAAAGACAUCCUUGGAAGUUAUGACCGUCCAAUUGUGUCUGAGCCUUGUUUUAGGGCUGACGCUAAGGAAGGACUUAUCCGUGAUCUUACUUCAUACUUGAGGACAUUAAAGGCUGUUCAUUCGGGUGUUGACCUUGAAUCUGCAAUUGAAACAUGUCUGGGUUACUCUUCCAAGGGUCAUGAUUUUAUGAGCGGAAUUCAGGUUCACUCUGUCAGUGGUUUGUCGUUAAGAUUACAGGAGUGCCUGAAUUUUGUCAAAACACACAUUGAUGAUAAGAAUAUUGGUCCACUAAUGGAGAAAUUAUUGGAAGCACGCAUUGAACUUUUCCCAGUUUUGGUGAUGCCCCAUGAAAGGUUAAAAGAUCUUCUCUUCCUUGACCUUGCUUUGGCUUCAGCUGUUAGGACAACCAUGGAGAGAGGAUUUAAGGAUCUGCAAAAUGCACAUCUUCCGGAUAUGCUGUUCUUAAUUUCAUUGGUGCUUGAAAACUUAUGUCUGUCAACAGUCAACAAUGAAGACCUCAUUUAUUGCACAAAGGAUUGGUGCCAUAUCCGCAAAUUAUAUGAUCCUAAUGGUGAGCAAUGGGCAUUACAAACAAAGGCUGUUCUUGAUCGUCUCCAGCUGGUGCUCACUGAUAAGUCUCAGCAUUACCAAAGGAUGAUCCAGCCAAGUGCACAAUAUCUUGGUCAACUUCUUGGUGUGCAGAAAUGGGCGAUUGAUAUUUUCACAGAGGAGGUAAUAAGGGCUGGAUCAGCACCAAUCCUCUCUAUGCUUAUUAACCGUCUUCAUCCCAUUCUUCGGAAAAUUGCAAACCUAGGCUGUUGGCAGGUUAUUAGCCCUCUGGAUGUGUGUGGUUUUGUAACUUCUGUGAAUGAGUUGAUGACUGUUCAGGAUAAGGUCUAUAAGCAACCAACAGUUCUUAUUGCAAAUAAAGUUACUGGUGGGGAAGAGAUUCCAGAUGGAGUUGUCGCUGUUCUAACACAUGAUAUGCCAGAUGUUCUAUCUCAUGUUUCUAUUCGAGCAAGAAAUAGCAAGGUUUGCUUUGCCACAUGCUUUGAUCAGAGAAUUCUUCAGGAUCUCAAAUUGAAGGAAGGAAAAGCAGUCUCAAUAUGGAUCAAGUUCUCAAACCUAGAAAUCAGAGAUAUCAGCAGUUCUGCUGUAUCUUUUGGUCCUACUACUUCCACCUUUCCUCAAGCACUGACCUUGAAGAAAAAGAACUUUGGUGGUAAAUAUGCCAUUUCGAUUGAGGAGUUCACAAGUGAUACGGUUGGUGCUAAAUCCCGUAAUAUUCAAUUUCUAAGAGGAAGAGUACCAUCUUGGAUAAAGAUUCCAAUGUCAAUUGCCUUACCAUUUGGAGUUUUUGAGCAUAUAUUAUUCGAAGAUUUAAACAGGGAUGUGGCAAACAAGAUCUCUUCCUUGAGUAGGCUAGUUCAAGGUGGUGACCUUUCAAAACUCCAAGUUAUACGAGAAGUUAUCCUACAACUGAAAGCUCCUCCCCCAUUGAUCAAUGAACUUAAGAACAAAAUGAAAAAUUCAAGGAUACCUUGGCCUGGUGAUGAAGGUGAGGAGAGAUGGAGACAAGCUUGGCAAGCAAUAAAGAAGGUUUGGGCUUCAAAGUGGAAUGAGAGGGCAUACAUUAGUUGUAGAAAAGCUAGUCUUAAUCAUGAUCACCUUUGCAUGGCUGUCUUGGUUCAAGAAAUAAUAAGUGCUGACUAUGCCUUUGUUAUCCAUACAAGAAAUCCCUUAUCAGGGGACACCUCAGAAAUUUAUACAGAGGUUGUCAAGGGCCUGGGAGAAACUUUGGUGGGUGCUUAUCCUGGACGAGCCAUGAGCUUUAUUACCAAGAAGUCUAACCUAAAAUCUCCUAAGGUUGUUGGUUUUCCAAGCAAACAAAUAGGGUUAUUUAUUAAGAAGUCCCUCAUAUUUAGGUCAGAUUCCAACGGUGAGGAUUUGGAAGGAUAUGCAGGUGCUGGGCUUUAUGACAGCAUACCCAUGGAUGAGGAACAGGAAGUUUUAUUGGAUUACUCUUGUGACCGUCUGAUGGUUGAUAAAAGCUUCCAACUUUCGCUGUUCUCAAAAAUUGCGGAGGUGGGAAAUAUCAUUGAAGGCUUGUAUCGGUCUGCCCAGGACAUAGAAGGUGUGGUGAAAGAUGGAGAAAUAUAUGUGGUUCAGACAAGACCACAAAUCUAGGAUGUGCAAGUAGUGCAGAAUUCUCAAUUCUGAGCUUCACUUGAUUUGAAGUGCACUAGCAAUUAAAGCCAACAAUUAUAGUGAUAAUAACAUUUAUUUUGAUUGAAAUUCUAAUGUUCAGAUUGUGGCAUUAUUAAUGAAACUAAGAUGCGGAGCGCAGCAUAAACUUUUUAUUGAUAUAUACCCUUUUGCUUAAUAAGCAAUCUACAGUCUGUGGAAGUCUAGAUGAUACUCUCUGGACAAAUGAAGAGAUUAGAAAAAAAAAAGUUUAUGACCUCGUAGAGUUGCCAGUUUCAGCAUUGGUUUUU